This is a messenger RNA of Leptonychotes weddellii (Weddell seal), 3136 nucleotides long. It is a transcript of the gene ZNF205, whose product is annotated as zinc finger protein 205. Gene Ontology annotation, biological process: embryo development; regulation of transcription by RNA polymerase II. Gene Ontology annotation, molecular function: RNA polymerase II transcription regulatory region sequence-specific DNA binding; DNA-binding transcription factor activity, RNA polymerase II-specific. The record is from RefSeq and is a predicted model, not a curated record. Gene Ontology annotation, cellular component: nucleus. NCBI's taxonomy places the organism in Eukaryota, Metazoa, Chordata, Mammalia, Carnivora, Phocidae.
UGUGCGGCCGCCUGGCGUCAGGGCACGGGGCCUCGGGCUUGCCGCUGGCCGCGGGGGCGUCCACGCCCUGGUCUCAGUGGCCCUGAGGGUUCUUAAUUAUUUGCUUUAAAAAAAUUUGUAUUCCUGGGGCCCCACCUGAUUUGCCCACCUAUCCGCUUUCCUUUUUUUUAUUUUUCCGUGGUUAGCAUUUGCUCUGCUGUUUACUCGAUUAUUCCUGUUUUUCCUGGCCUCUCUCACAUUCCUUUAUUUCUCCUUAUCUUCUCUCCUUCCUAAGGCUAGAUAAGAGUUCUGCAUUACCCUGUCUCCAGCUUGGCUGAACAGCCGUAAUUAGUACAAGCUUUCUUCCCUUUCCUUUUUAAACAUUUUUUUCCCUUCUUACUUCAGGUGAUGCCUUUUUCUAGUUCUUAUUAUUCUGACCGCUUUUGUGGGACCGGAGUCAAUUCUCAGGCCAAUGUCUGAAGGUAGAUCAUGAUUUAUUUACUGAAGGUGACCUCUUCUUAAGCUCAGUGAAGCCGCCAGAUGCGGGAAUGUUUGCCCCGUCUGAAGCCCAGAUAAACGCCUCCAUCCGUGAUAGUUAUCCUUGUGACAGGCUCCUGAGGCUCCUGGCCAGAAGCUGGAGGGGGUUGGCCAACAAGAGGGAGAAACGACUCAGCUGUGCUUCCUACCUCUGAUCUCAGAAAUGUCUGCAGACGGUGGAGGCACCCGCGCUGCCCAGGACAAGGAGAGAGCCCGAGAGGUUCCAGGUCAUGGGGAUCCUUGUCAAGAAAUGCUUUCUGAGUCGGAGGAGAUGGUGCCUUUGGGAGCCGCUCAGGAGUCACCCCACAUCAAGACGGAGCCGGAAGAGCCACAACCUGAGGGGGCACUGCAGGGGGAUGGGGCUCCAGGAACGCCGGGCUGGGUGUCCCUAAGCCAGGGCUCUAAAGAGAAAGCUCUUUUCCUGCCUGGUGGAGCCCUCCCCUCCCCCCAGAUCCCCGGGCUUGCUCGCGAGGGCAGGACCAGAGACCGGCAGAUGGCUGCGGCACUGCUCACCGCCUGGUCCCAGAUGCCGGUGACCUUUGAGGACGUGGCUCUGUACCUCUCCCGGGAGGAGUGGGGGCGGCUGGACCACGCGCAGCAGAGCUUCUAUAGGGACGUCCUGCAGAAGAGGAAUGGGCUAUCCUUGGGAUUUCCCUUCAGCAGACCUUUCUGGGCCUCCCAAGGACAGGGCAAGGGUGAGGCCUCGAGCUCGUGCCGGCAGAUGGGAGAUGAGGAGGAGAAGCCAGAAUUUCCCUGGGUCCCUCACGGAAGUCUCUCUCUUGCUGGAAACUCUCCUUCUCCAGGAGCCACUGAGUUGGGAAAGGAGGAGCCAGCCCCAUCCCUGGCAUCCCUGGCAGCCCUUGGGGAUGUGAAGUCUUUCAGAAGCAGGGUGGGGAGAGCCCAGGGGGACAUCCUGCAGUGCGGGCAGCAAGCAGGCAGCGGCCAGAGCUCGGGGCCAGCCAAAGACGAUGGGCAGCCGGGUCCCCUGGAGGAGAGGCAGGCGAAACCGACCCCGCCCGACACCAGCCUCGCGAAGGCCCAGGAGGGCCACCUCCCAGAGAAACCCAGAGAGGGGCGAACGGGCACCCCCGAGAGCAGCGAGGAGGGCCUGGCCCCCGACGGUGACGCCAGCAAGAAGACCUACAAGUGCGAGCAGUGCGGCAAGGGCUUCAGCUGGCACUCCCACCUGGUGACCCACCGGCGCACCCACACGGGCGAGAAGCCCUACACCUGCACGGACUGCGGCAAGCGCUUCGGCCGCAGUUCGCACCUCAUCCAGCACCAGAUCAUCCACACGGGCGAGAAGCCCUACACCUGCCCCUCCUGCUGGAAGAGCUUCAGCCACCACUCGACGCUGAUCCAGCACCAGCGCAUCCACACGGGCGAGAAGCCCUAUGUGUGUGACCGCUGUGCCAAGCGCUUCACCCGCCGCUCGGACCUGGUCACCCACCAGGGCACCCACACGGGCGCCAAGCCCCACAAGUGCCCCAUCUGCGGCAAGUGCUUCACGCAGAGCUCGGCCCUGGUCACCCACCAGCGCACCCACACUGGGGUCAAGCCCUACCCGUGCCCCGAGUGCGGCAAGUGCUUCAGCCAGCGCUCCAACCUCAUCGCGCACAACCGCACGCACACGGGCGAGAAGCCCUACCACUGCCUCGACUGUGGCAAGAGCUUCAGUCACAGCUCACACCUCACCGCCCACCAGCGCACCCAUCGUGGCGUCCGGCCCUACUCCUGCCCCCUCUGUGGCAAGAGCUUCAGCCGCCGCUCCAACCUGCACCGGCACGAGAAGAUCCACACGACGGGGCCCAAGGCCCUGGCCAUGCUGAUGCUGGGGGCGGCGGGGGCUCUGGCGGCCCCCCCACCUGCUCACACUUAGGAGGCCGGGCAGGGGGGAGGCGUGAGGGCAGCGUGAGAAGGGGUGUGGGAAGGGAGCGGGAGGUGCUGGCAUGGGGUGGGGCAUGGCAACACAGGAGCUAGGGCGAGGCACGGGCACGCUAGCUGCAAAUUAAAGGCCUUGGAAUUCUAGCCACCGCUUAUGCUCUGUCUCGUGGGGCCCUGGCGGUGAGUCCGACCGGGGGGCCUCCAUGGCUGAGGCAUCCCUGAGUCAUUGCUGUUGGGGCUUGGGUACUCUCUUUCCCAGCCUUGACCUGACUUGGGGCCAGUCCAGAGCAUCCGGACCCUAAGUUUACAAGCAAAGGCUUCUGGGCACAGAGGUUUCCAAACCUGAAGCCAGCCAGCCACUUCGGAGACUGUGGAUCCCCCUGGAGGGGCGGUCUGCUGCCACCACCGCUCCUGUCCCCAGGGACAUUGCCCCUGAGCCCAGGACCCUCCCUUGGCUCAUCUGUUUGGGAGCUGGAGCAGGGUUGAGCCAGCUGGGAACUCAUGUUCCUUGUCUGCGGCCCUCCCUGUCUCCUGUCUCAGGCACUGGAGGCCUGUUUUGUGACUGGACAUUUUCCAUGUGUUUCCACUGGGGCCUGGCCGUAAUCCAGUGAGGAUUCCUCCCUUACCAGGGACCACUGUCCCUCCUGGUGCCUUCUGAGGCUGCAGUCAGCUCCUUCUGGUACUUUUCACGUCCUUGGCCUCUUUGUACAUGUCCUUUAUAAUUUGCCCUACCUGC